Aspergillus puulaauensis is the source of this 1512-nucleotide messenger RNA. RefSeq lists its product as uncharacterized. Gene Ontology annotation, biological process: transmembrane transport. The record is from RefSeq and is a predicted model, not a curated record. Gene Ontology annotation, cellular component: membrane. The transcript has 5 exons. Gene Ontology annotation, molecular function: transmembrane transporter activity. Bases 1 to 1512 code for a protein of 503 amino acids. NCBI's taxonomy places the organism in Eukaryota, Fungi, Ascomycota, Eurotiomycetes, Eurotiales, Aspergillaceae.
AUGGCGGACCUCAAACGAAGCCACCCCGGUAUCCAUGACGAUUUCGCGGAGGAAAUCAUCAUUACCCCCAAUGGAGACUGGACUAUCGAGGAGGAAACUCGGGCCAAGCGGAAGUAUGUUCCAUCUACCCAAAUUGAGCAUGCGGAGAUUAAUGCGUCCAUAUUCUUCAGGUUAGACUUUCUGAUCAUGCCCAUCCUCACGCUGGGAUUCUUUUGCCUCCAGCUUGAUCGCGGCAAUAUGGCCAACGCCAUCACGGAUGAUUUCAUGGAGGAUGUUGGAAUCAACCAAGACCAAUUCAACGUUGGCCAGCAAAUGCUGUCUCUUGGUAUUGUGUUGACUGAGAUUCCGUCGAACAUGAUUCUUUACCGUGUUGGACCAGGGAAAUGGCUUACCAUGCAGCUGUUCCUCUUCGGUAUUGUCAGCACUUUCCAGGCCUUCCAACGCGGCUACGGUGCCUUCAUUGCAACUCGCCUCCUCCUCGGCAUUACCGAGUCUGGUUUUAUCCCGGGUGGUCUAUGGACUCUUUCCACGUGGUAUACCAGGGAUGAGACUGCCAAACGCGUGAUGGUAUUUUACUUUGGAAACCAGCUUGGCCAAGCUUCGGCGAAGCUGCUGGCGUACGGCAUUCUCCACAUGCGGGGGGUAGGCGGGCAGCCUGGCUGGUUCUGGCUCUUCGCAUUGAUGGGUGCCUUUACUGUGUUCUCUGGCUUUAUCUUUGGCUUUUUCCUGCUCGACUCCUUCAAGAACCCCCACAGCACGUUUUUGCCAACGGUCUCCUGGUUCACUGAUCGGGAGCUACACAUCUUGCAAACACGGGUCCUGCUCGAUGACCCCAACAAGGGUAAGAAGAAGCGCAAGAUUGGUGCUGAUGCCUUCAAGCGAGCGUUCCUGAACUGGCGGAUCUGGGUCCAUUUCCUGAUCACACUAUGCAACAAUGGACCCCAGCGCGCAUUUGACACAUAUGCUCCGUCUAUAGUAACUAGCUUUGGCUUCGGCAGUCUGGUCAGCAACGCCAUGGCCGCUGUUGGACUGUUUUUGCAGGUCCCAGUCUCAUUUGCAUUCAGCUGGGUGUCAGACCAUUACAAUCGUCGCGGAGAGACCGUUAUGCUAGGCUUUUUUUGCCAUCUUGUGGGCUAUAUCUUCAAUCGCACCUUCACCGACGUCUCGCUGCGCGGAGUUCGCUACUUCGGCGUCGUCUGGACGCAGACGUUUGGGACAUUCUCUCAUCCACUGAACAUCGCGUGGUUAUCGCUUGUAUGCGAUGAUUCGGAACAGCGUGCGCUCGCUAUGGCCGGCGUUAUCAUGAACGCCAACAUCGCUGGUAUCUACGGCGCUCAGAUCUUCCGUGCAGACGACAAUCCCCUUUACCGUCGCGGUUUCAGCGUCGCUCUUGCGGUGCUCUCGGUUGGCCUUGUGCUGGCAAUCGUUCGGUUUAUCGACACCCUGGUCCAGCGCCGCCGUCGGAGAGAGGCUAUCGUAGGGGAUCCAAGUGCAGUGGGGCAUUCCAAUUAG